This is a messenger RNA of Colletotrichum siamense, 165 nucleotides long. RefSeq lists its product as uncharacterized. The coding region runs from base 1 to 165 and encodes 54 amino acids. NCBI's taxonomy places the organism in Eukaryota, Fungi, Ascomycota, Sordariomycetes, Glomerellales, Glomerellaceae. The record is from RefSeq and is a predicted model, not a curated record. The transcript is spliced from 3 exons.
AUGUCAAAUUUCUCCAACGUAACAGGUCUUCGCUACCGCGUCAAGCUGAUGCUCGAUAGAGCACAACACGGUACAGAACAGCCCCUUUCUCACUAUGCAUUCCUCACGUUCACACUUCCGCAUCGGCAUAGCUUCUCGACGGAAAACAUUCAAUGCUUGGAUUGA